AUGAAACCGUGCAUUGUUGAAUUAAAAUUAAAAGACACCGAGGAACUGAAGUGGAAAAAAGCUCUGUCAUCAUAUUUGAAGAGAGUAUAUGGAGUGCAACAAUGGAGCCAGUUUUUUGACGAAAAAUUAGCUUCUGAAUUAGACCAUAUUAGAAAUAAUUCUAAUGGAGAGCUGGCUUUAGAUACUUUGUUGGAGCAGAACUAUACAUAUUAUGCAUAUUUAGAACAAUUAAAUCAAAGAUUAGGUAAUAGCACUGCCCUAUUAAAGAUCGAUUUUGUAUGGUAUGAUGCUGAAUAUACACUGUCAAAUGAAGCACAAAAAUAUAAGCAACAUACAUUAGUGUUUGAAAAAUCAGCCACGCUUUACAACAUUGCAGUUCUUUUAAAUAAUGCAGCAAAGGAGAAAAUUGAUUCAGAUUAUAAAACUGCCAUCAGUUAUCUAUCAAAAGCUACAAUGUGUUUCCAAUUCCUAUCAGAAAAUUUUCUGAACUCUCCAUCUAUUGAUAUACAGGCAGAAAGUACUCAGUUUUUGUCUAAUCUUUGCCAUUCUGAAGCUCAAGAAAUGUUCAUGAUGAAGUUAAUAAAUGGACCAACAGCAGAAAAACAGGCUUCAUUGAUUAGUAAAUUAGCUUUGGCAACACAUAAUGGUUAUGAAAAAUGUAUUUCUUUCCAAAAGAAACCAGAUGGUGGGUUAGCGCCUUACGGUGAACCAAGAUGGAGCACUAUUGUUACUUGUAAAGUAAACUUUUUCAGAGCAGUUGCAGCAUAUUACCAUGGUGUUGCAUUGGAACAACAAAAUAAGACUGGGGAGGCUAUUGCUUUCUUAAAAUUAGCCGUGAAUUCUGUGAUCAACUCACUUGCAUUCAAAGCCUGGUUAAUGGAUUUUAUUGACUUUGAGGGAUUCAAAGAGACAGUGGAACUAAAAUUGCAACAACUUAUUAAGGAUAAUGAUUAUAUUUAUCAUGAAUCUAUUCCUCAAAGUGUUUCGGUGGAAAGUAUUAAACCGAUGGAUGCAAUUAAAGCGCCAACGUGGCCAGAACAAUUAGCACCUUUUAAUAAUGAUGUAAUGAAGAAAACCAAUGUAUUGUACAAGGGUAUUGUACCAAUGGAAGCAUAUGAAAAGGAGAGUAUAUAUUCUGAUCAAAAGGAUAGUUUACUAAGGAGAGAAACUGAUGCUGCUGAAACUGCAAACUUCGAAUACAAAUCAUUCAUUGACUACACCAAUUUGGAUAGUCUGGUUAGAGACCUUGAGAAUAAAUAUAGAAAUGGAAAUACUGUUGGAGCGUUCGAUACUAUUGUAACGCAAAUGAGAGAUUCUUUAUCUCAGUUGUCAACCAAUGUUCAAAAAAGUAAUUUUAAGGAUAUAUCCCAAGCUAUGAAUGAUAUUGCCGCAAAGAGGAGAGAAGUAACAGGCGUACUUGCAACUUUACCAUCAGAUCAAAAGGAAAAUGGUGUAAAAUUGAAAACUUCUCUUAUUGAUGCAUCCAAAUCGGAUGAUAAAUUAUUUUCUGUCGUUAAACCAUACGCCGAUGAAAUCAAAUUAUUGGGCAAUCCUGAAAAGUUAUGGAGUAAUUUUAAUACGUAUAAUACGAAGUCUUCCUCUCAACCUAGCUUACUGGAUGUUGAUGAUACACAAACCACUGCUAUACUUUCAAAUAUUAAUGAAAUAAAGCAAGGAUCUGAAGCACUGCGUGUUUUAAAUGGUGAACGUUCUGAGAUUCUAUCGGAGUUGAAGGAUAAGAUUAAUGAAGAUGAUAUAACUUCUUUGGUUAUAGCUACUACCAACAAUUCAGAUGAUCUUAAGGAGUUAUUUGCUAAAGAAUUAGAGAAAUUUUCGCCUUUAAGCUCAAGACUUGAAGCUACUGUUUUUAAACAGACUUCACUAAUUAACGACAUAAAGGUAAAAUUAGACGAAAUAUUUUCUAUAUCUGGACUGAAGGAUAGGGCCUCUGAAGAAGCUACAAAUGAAAAGAAUAGGAGAAUGUUUUAUGAAAAAUUAGAAGCAGCCUCUGUUGCAUUCUCUAAUUUUAAUAAAGACAUUAUUAAGGGUCUUCAAUUUUACGAUUCCUUACUGAAGAUGAGUAAAGAGUUAGUUCAGGCAAGUGCUUUAAAUAGUGCACACAAUGGAAAUGAAGGCGGUAAUUCGAGCGCAUUGCCUCCUCCAUUACCUGAACAAUCUGGGAAUAACAAUGUAGAAAGUAAUGGAUUUAUUUCUUUAGACUCUCAAAUGAAUAAUAUGUCAUUAAACUCCCCUGUUAUUCCAUCCAGGACCUAUAGCAUUCCUCAGCCUCCGCCUUAUUCUUCGAUGGCUCCCCCUAUUCCUGUGCCUGGUUCUUAUAACUCUAUCUCUAACGGAAUUAACCAGCAACCUCCUGCAGGAAUGACCCCUAUGGUUCCUCAGAGGCCGCCGAAAGAAGCACCUUUUGGUAUGAAUGGUUUGAUGGCAAGACGUGAACAGACAGCACAAGAAGAAGCUGAAUUACAAAGAAACCCAACCGCAUUUUAUGAUAAAUCAUCUGUAUUUGAUGAAAAUCUUUACUCUAAAUAUAGUAAAUAG
This is a messenger RNA of Maudiozyma barnettii, 2556 nucleotides long. It is a transcript of the gene BRO1, whose product is annotated as Bro1p. Gene Ontology annotation, molecular function: protein binding. Gene Ontology annotation, cellular component: endosome. Gene Ontology annotation, biological process: protein transport to vacuole involved in ubiquitin-dependent protein catabolic process via the multivesicular body sorting pathway. The record is from RefSeq and is a predicted model, not a curated record. The transcript has a single exon. The coding region runs from base 1 to 2556 and encodes 851 amino acids. Lineage: Eukaryota; Fungi; Ascomycota; Saccharomycetes; Saccharomycetales; Saccharomycetaceae.